This is a messenger RNA of Mandrillus leucophaeus (drill), 2191 nucleotides long. It is a transcript of the gene CXCR4, whose product is annotated as chemokine (C-X-C motif) receptor 4. The record is from RefSeq and is a predicted model, not a curated record. Lineage: Eukaryota; Metazoa; Chordata; Mammalia; Primates; Cercopithecidae. Gene Ontology annotation, biological process: neurogenesis; brain development; chemotaxis. Gene Ontology annotation, molecular function: cytokine binding; chemokine receptor activity. Gene Ontology annotation, cellular component: membrane. The transcript is spliced from 2 exons. The coding region runs from base 635 to 1648 and encodes 337 amino acids.
UUGGCUGCGGCAGCAGGUAGCAAAGUGACCCCAAGGGCUUGAGUGCUCCAGUAGCCACCGCGUCUGGAGAACGAGCGGUUACCAUGGAGGGGAUCAGUGUAAGUCCAGUUUCAACCUGCUUUGUCAUAAAUGUACAAACGUUUGAACUUAGAGCGCAGCCCCUCUCCGAGCGGGCAGAAGCGGCCAGGACUUGGAGCUCCAAAAAAGGGUCACGGAAAGGAGUUUUCUUGACCAUGGCUAUGUGGUGCGCCGGGGUGGGGGGGAGCAGGAUUGGAAUCUUUUUCUCUGUGAGUGGAGGAGAAACGACUGGAAAGAGCGUUACAGUGGCUGCAUGUGUCUCCCCCUUGAGUCCCGCGGCGCGCGGCGGCUUGCACGCUGUUUGCAAACAUAAGAACAUUCUGUGCACAAGUGCAGAAAAGGCGUGCGCGCUACCUCGGGACUCAGACCACCGGUCUCUUCCUUGGGGAAGCGGGGAUUUCUUGGAGCGAGUUACAUUUUCUGAAUUUAGAGGCAGAGGGCAGCGUGCCUGGGCGGAGUUCCCAGAAGGAGAUUGCGCCCGCUUUAACUUCGGGGAUAAGCGCCUGGUGACUGUUCUUGACGCUGGAUAUACACUUCAGAUAACUACACCGAGGAAAUGGGCUCAGGGGACUAUGACUCCAUAAAGGAACCCUGCUUCCGUGAAGAAAAUGCUCAUUUCAAUAGGAUCUUCCUGCCCACCAUCUACUCCAUCAUCUUCUUGACUGGCAUUGUUGGCAAUGGAUUGGUCAUCUUGGUCAUGGGUUACCAGAAGAAACUGAGAAGCAUGACGGACAAGUACAGGCUGCACCUGUCAGUGGCUGACCUUCUCUUUGUCAUCACGCUUCCCUUCUGGGCAGUUGAUGCCGUGGCAAACUGGUACUUUGGGAACUUCCUGUGCAAGGCAGUCCAUGUCAUCUACACAGUCAACCUCUACAGCAGUGUCCUCAUCCUGGCCUUCAUCAGUCUGGACCGCUACCUGGCCAUUGUCCACGCCACCAACAGUCAGAAGCCAAGGAAGCUGUUAGCUGAAAAGGUGGUCUAUGUUGGUGUCUGGAUCCCUGCCCUCCUGCUGACUAUUCCCGACUUCAUCUUUGCCAGCGUCAGUGAGGCAGAUGACAGAUUUAUCUGUGACCGCUUCUACCCCAAUGACUUGUGGGUGGUUGUGUUCCAGUUUCAGCACAUCAUGGUUGGCCUUAUCCUGCCUGGUAUCGUCAUCCUGUCCUGCUAUUGCAUUAUCAUCUCCAAGCUGUCACACUCCAAGGGCCACCAGAAGCGCAAGGCUCUCAAGACCACGGUCAUCCUCAUCCUGGCUUUCUUCGCCUGCUGGCUGCCUUAUUACAUUGGAAUCAGCAUCGACUCCUUCAUCCUCCUGGAAAUCAUCAAGCAAGGGUGUGAGUUUGAGAACACUGUGCACAAGUGGAUUUCCAUCACCGAGGCCCUAGCUUUCUUCCACUGUUGUCUGAACCCCAUCCUCUAUGCUUUCCUUGGAGCCAAAUUUAAAACCUCUGCCCAGCACGCACUCACCUCUGUGAGCAGAGGGUCCAGCCUCAAGAUCCUCUCCAAAGGAAAGCGAGGGGGACACUCGUCUGUUUCCACUGAGUCUGAGUCUUCAAGUUUUCACUCCAGCUAACACAGAUGUGAAAGACUUUUUUUUAUACGAUAAAGAACUCUUUUUUUAAGUUACACAUUUUUCAGAUAUGAAAGACUGACCAAUAUUGUACAGUUUUUAUUGCUUGUUGGAUUUUUGUCUUGUGUUUCUUUAGUUUUUGUGAGGUUUAAUUGACUUAUUUAUAUAAAUAUUUUUUUUGUUUCAUAUUGAUGUGUGUCUAGGCAGGACCUGUGGCCAAGUUCUUCGUCGCUGUAUGUCUGGUGGUAGGACUAUAGAAAAGGGAACUGAACAUUCCAGUGCGUGUAGUGAAUCACGUAAAGCUAGAAAUGAUCCCCAGCUGUUUAUGCAUAAAUAAUCUCUCCAUUCCCAUGGAACAUCUCUUUCUUCCUGUUCUUAAGACGUUUGGCUACACCAUGUGAUUUUUCUGUAGAAGAUGGCACUUAUAACCAAAGCCCAAAGUGACAUAGAAAUGCUGGUUUUUCAGUUUUCAGGAGUGGGUUGAUUUCAGCACCUACAGUGUACAGUCUUGUAUUAAGUUGUUAAUAAAAGUACAUGUCAAACUUA